Molecule: messenger RNA, 2247 nt
Organism: Diprion similis
Lineage: Eukaryota; Metazoa; Arthropoda; Insecta; Hymenoptera; Diprionidae
Gene: Prp3
Product: U4/U6 small nuclear ribonucleoprotein Prp3
Exons: 5
Coding region: 259-2163 (634 amino acids)
Biological process (GO): mRNA splicing, via spliceosome
Cellular component (GO): U4/U6 x U5 tri-snRNP complex
Source: RefSeq, a predicted model, not a curated record
GGUUCUAACCUAUGGGGUCUAAGGAGGUUCUGUCACGGUCAAGACUCGUAUGAAGUAUUCUGUGUGUAUGAAUUGUAUUUGUCGGUUCACCCUACUUUACGGUUUCCAUUGUGGUUUCCAUUACUCGAGUGUCGGCUGAAUGAUAUAAUACAACGUCGUCCAAAUCUUCUCUUUGGGGUUGAACGAGUAUUUGUUUGCGAUUUUCCAAUUGAUUUCUUGCUAUAACUUCUCCACAUUCCAGUUGCACGACUUAUUAAAAUGGCUUAUCUAACCCGCAAAGAGAUAGAUGAUAUGAAGCCUCAAAUAGAGAAGGCAGUACAUAAGUUUCUGGGUUUUGGCGAGCCUUCAAUCGUUACUACUGCUAUGAACUGUAUUACUUCUGGUUACGACAAGCGUAAAACUGCUGACAAACUUUCGGCACUCUUGGAAGAAAAGAAGGCUACCAAGUUGAUGGAAAAAAUAUUUUCAAUUUACGAUGACACUAAAGCUAGCCAAAAGACUAAGAAACGUCCCCAUAUCGAUGACAAGGAUAAAGACAGAGAUGCAAAGAAACCGAAAACAAAAGAAGAAGAAUUCAUGAAUGAAAAACCUACAGAAGCACAGUUGUCCGCUGACAAGAUAAAACAAAUGAUGUUGAAUGCUCAAAGAGAGAUUGAGGAGCGUAAACGAGCGUUAAAGGCAAUACGGCAAGAUGAUAUGCCGCCAGUACGACCCUUGUUCCGAGCUCGCGAACCCAUGCCGUCCGUAGGGAGUAUGUACAAUCAGGGACUGUUGAGUAAAAAUGAUUCUGACAAAGCUCGGAAGAUUGCUGCACUUCAGGCUCAAAUUAGGAACAAACUCAGUUCGGGAUUAUUGGGAAGCCUGCCAGUCCCUGAUAAGCCAACACCCUUGAUACUGGAUGAAUCUGGAAGAACAGUUGAUAUUACGGGAAAAGAGGUUCAACUCACCCAGGUCGUUCCUACGCUAAAAGCCAAUAUUCGAGCAAAGAAACGAGAAGAAUUCAAAGCACAGCUGCAGGAUUCUAAGGGACCAGAGGAGAUGCAGGAUACACAUUUUUUCGACAAUCGGAUCGGUGCAAAGCCAGCCCAAAGAAAUAAACGAGCCUUAAAGUUCCAUGAGCCUGGGAAGUUUCAACAACUGGCGGACAGAAUACGUAUGAAAGCCCAGUUGGAAAAACUGCAAAAUGAAAUAUCACAAAUUGCCAGAAAAACCGGUAUUAGUUCGGCGACAAAACUUGCACUGAUUGCCCCCAAAACUGAAGCCUUGAACGAAGAUGUACCCAAUGUCGAGUGGUGGGAUUCGGUUAUUAUUACCGGAUGUUACGCAGGUGACAAAGAACAAAUGCCAGUCAAGAUUUCCGCUAUUACAAACUUGGUUGAACAUCCAACGCAAAUGCGGCCUCCAACUGAUCCUCUCAAGCCGAUCUACAUGCCAGUAUUUCUUACAAAGAAGGAGCGUAAAAAAUUACGACGGCAGAACCGACGAGAAGCAUGGAAAGAGGAACAGGAGAAGAUCCGUCUGGGUUUGGAACCACCGCCUGAGCCAAAGCUAAGGAUCUCUAAUUUAAUGCGUGUCUUGGGUACAGAAGCUGUACAGGAUCCUACAAAAAUUGAGGCUCAUGUCCGUCAGCAGAUGGCGAAGAGAUUGAAGGCUCAUGAGGAUGCAAAUGCGGCACGGAGGCUUACUGCGGAACAACGACGCGAGAAAAAAGCUCGUAAGCUAAAGGAGGAUACCACCCUUGGUGUACACGUAGCAGUUUACAGGAUACGAGAUCUAGUUAAUAAUGCGUCGAAGAAGUUCAAAGUGGAAACAAAUGCCAAACAAUUAUACUUGACCGGAUGUGUGAUGUUGUUUCGCGACUGCAAUGUAGUUGUAGUUGAGGGUGGAGCUAAACAACUGAGCAAGUAUAAACGUUUGAUGGUACGGCGAAUAAAAUGGGAAGAGGAUAUCGUCAAAGAUAAUGAUGGAAACGAGGUGCCUAAUAGAUGUGUCUUGGUUUGGGAGGGUACAAGCAAACAGCGUCACUUUGGUGAGAUAAAAUUCAAGGUGUGCCCAAUCGAAAAAAUGGCAAGGGAACACUUCAAAAAACAUCAGGUUGAACACUAUUGGGAUCUGGCAUAUAGUGGUGCGGUACUGGACAAUACAGAUGAUGCACGUUCCUAAAACCUAAUGUGGUAAUGAAAAGAUAUUACAAAUAAUGAAUCGUAGAAUUCUUGGAGAGAAAUAAAUGAUAAAUAAUCAAAUUCA